This is a messenger RNA of Thamnophis sirtalis, 1420 nucleotides long. RefSeq names its product cytochrome c oxidase assembly factor COX18 (gene COX18). Gene Ontology annotation, biological process: protein insertion into mitochondrial inner membrane from matrix; mitochondrial respiratory chain complex IV assembly. Gene Ontology annotation, cellular component: mitochondrial inner membrane. Gene Ontology annotation, molecular function: membrane insertase activity. The record is from RefSeq and is a predicted model, not a curated record. NCBI's taxonomy places the organism in Eukaryota, Metazoa, Chordata, Lepidosauria, Squamata, Natricidae.
GGCGAAGUUGAAGUCCACAAGUCUUAAAGCGGCCAAGUUUGGAGGAUCCUGGCCUAGACCUUGGCGAUAAAGCCACUUUUCGUCUGAGGGCAUGCGCAUUCUGGCCAGCAAGAUGGCGUCGUUUGCUGGAUCUAGAAUGGCCUUUAGGGUCGCCUACGGGCUGCGCUCCCGCUCCUCCCUCGAUGUCCUUUGCCGUUGCGGGGGAGCUCGAUUCCUCUGUACGCCUGCGCCCGCCGGGGGUGUCGAAGAAAACCACAGAGACCCUCCCUGGGUUGGGACCUGGUACGAGACGCUCUCUUCGUCGGCGCCUGUCGCGACGGUAGAAUCGGGGUUAAUAGCGCUGCAGGUUGCAUCCGGGCUACCCUGGUGGUCCACGGUGUUGGCAGCUACGGCCAUCCUGCGCACUGGCCUAACCCUUCCUCUCAGCGUCUUCCAGAAGCGCGUCGUCGCCCGCUUAGAAAAAUUGCAGCCUGAAAUUGAAUCCUUAGCCAAACAGCUCCGUUAUGAAGUUUCAGUUUCUGCAAAGCAACACAAUUGGUCUGAAAAGGAGGCUAGGGCAUGCUACAGGAGAAAUAUAAAAAGAAUAGUUUCAGAGUUAUAUAUUCGAGAUAAUUGUCAUCCUUUCAAGACCACCCUGCUCAUUUGGGUACAGCUUCCAGUAUGGGUCUUUGUUUCCGUAGCUUUACGUGAUUUAAGUAUUGGCAGAGGAGAUUCUGAAGGGCUUUUAAUUCAGGAGCAGUUUUCCACAGGAGGCAUACUCUGGUUUAAAGAUCUCACUUUACCUGACUCAACUUGGAUUUUGCCAAUCACUCUUGGACUUCUCAAUCUACUGAUAGUAGAGAUUUUUAGUUUAAGAAAAACUGAAACAUCCUGGGUUUGGAAGUAUGCUACCAACUUUUUUCGAGCAGUCUCUGUGCUAAUGAUCCCCAUUGCUUCAAAUGUUCCAUCAAUACUAGCUUUGUACUGGGUAUCUUCCAGCUUCAUAGGCCUUUCACAUAACCUUCUGCUGCGCUCUCCUGCUUUCUGUAAAUUAUUCCAUCUCCCUCGGACCAAGUCUGAUUCAGAUACUCCAUACAAAGACAUUGUUGCUGCUUUGUACAUGAAAUAUUUCUUUAAGUGAUAUACAUCUCUGUAAUAGAACCAAAUGAUUUUUUUACUAUAUUAAAUUGUAUUAUGAAGCUAACUUUGUUAGAGUAGAGAAACUUUUUAUGUCCCCUUUAGGAGGAGACAACAUCCUUAAAAAUAUUAGCUUUCGAUUCAGUGUUUGUUUUUAAUUUAUAUGGAAUUUCUGAAAUCUUGCAGCUUUUCCUGAAAAACAUUUCUUGUCCUUCUAGGUGAUGUAAUUGUUUGAAUAUUAUGUAUUGAUAUUUGUUUCUUAAUAAUUUUGGCAGCUUAAAAUACAAGCAUACUUUUCAGCAUG